CAGUGAUCUCCAGGGACACAGAGUCUCUUCUGGGUCCCAGUUGUCCUUUGAUUCCUGGGGGGACUUUGUCCCCAUUUCCUGAGCCGCAGUGCGGACCACAGCCCCUUCAUCUGAGCCCCACUGGGGACCCCAGGUCCCCCUCCUGAGCCCUGGGGGCUUCCCUCAGCCCCCUUCUCUGAACGCCACUUGUCUCUCAGCCUUCACAGACUCUGAGCCCAAAAGAAGCCAGAAGGCGUCUCCUCUCAAACACACAGAGGACCUCAGCUCCCCGUCCUGGCACCCCAAACUCUGAGUCCUAGUGGGGAGCUCAGAUCCCUUCCUUCAGGAAACCUGGUUUCCCUUUGGCGAUUCCUUCCAGUGGGCAUCCCAGAGCAGCCCGGGCCUCAGAGGUCCAGCUGCCACUCAGUUCUCCUUCCUCUGGAGCCUCCAGACCCCUGGCCUGGGCACCCAGGUUCUAGUUCUGAGCCUCGAGGGGACCACAGCUUUCCUGUGGGUCCCAUCUUCUUUGCUGAGUUUCUGUGGGUACCCCAGGCCCUCCUCUGAACCUCAGAGGGUUCCCCAGCCAGAAGAUCUAGUUUUUUCUCUUCCAAGCCCCAGAGGCAACCUUGACACCCCCAUUUGAGGUUCUAGGGACGAUUCAGAUCUUCCCUCUCAAUAUUCCAGUGGAAACUGAGCCCCUCACCCCCUUCCAGACCCCAGGCGCUUCCCUCCCCACCCCAGGAGCCCUCCUCGGCUCUGCCUCCUUUGCACCUGAGCCCCGUCACUGGCUGUAAAGAUGAUGAUGUGGUCCAACUUCUUCAUGCAAGAGGAGGACCGGCGGCGAGCGGCCGCGGGCCGGCGACGGGCUCAAGCACAGCACAAGUCCUGGCUGACCCCAGAGCAGGAGGGGAAGAUCAAGCUGGUGCUGCUGCUGACCACCGUGGGUGCCACGCUGGCCGUGCUGGCCGUGGGCACCGAGUUCUGGGUGGAACUCAACACCUACAAGGUCAACGGCAGUGCCGUCUGCGACGCUGCCCACCUGGGGCUGUGGAAGAUGUGCACCAAGCGACUGUGGCAGGCCGACGUGCCCGCGGGCAGAGAGACCUGUGGCCCGCAGAGCUGCCCGGAGCCCAGCCUGUGCCCCAAGACCAACCUGUACCCCUAG
Equus caballus (horse) is the source of this 1144-nucleotide messenger RNA. The record is from RefSeq and is a predicted model, not a curated record. NCBI's taxonomy places the organism in Eukaryota, Metazoa, Chordata, Mammalia, Perissodactyla, Equidae.